This is a messenger RNA of Spirometra erinaceieuropaei, 6099 nucleotides long. The record is from the annotation of a GenBank genome assembly. Lineage: Eukaryota; Metazoa; Platyhelminthes; Cestoda; Diphyllobothriidea; Diphyllobothriidae.
AUGGCCGAACGACCAGUAAAACCCGCCACACCGACUGCCGAAAAGGAAAUUGUGUUCCUUAAAGUCCCUUCUCAAGGGGACGCUGCGAUUGGAGUCCUUAAGGGACGCCUUGAUCAAGCUGUUUCGCGAACCUUUCAGCGGCAAGGGUUCAAGUAUCCUUAUCUACUAACCCUAUUUUACGCGGAGAAGGUAAGGAUACGUUGCCACCACAGACCACAUCAAUGUGCAUCUUUUCUUUCACUUGCUCCUGUGAAGCAGGUUAUAUUGGUCGCACGAGUCGGCGUUUAUCCAAGAGAAUACGGGAACAACUCCCGGCAUGGCUGGCAAAAGACGAAAUUUGAAACAUAAGCUGCGCCAUUCUUGCGCAUGCUGUCGAUCUCGAACACAAUGUAGACCGCAAUAAAGCGUUUCGUGUGACCUAUAAGGUCCCAGGCUUAAUGAAUUCCAGAGGCUGCAGCAACCUGUGUCAAGAUUAACAAAAAACUCGUCUCCCCUUGCAGACACAUUAUCGCAGUUGUUUAUUACAGUCUACUUGCUGCUCUGGCCUUAACUUUAUUGUCGUAGGCGGAAUCCAAAAGACGCCAUCCAUGCUUCUCACACUUACGUCAAAUGUAUUAUGCGGUACAGGGAAGAACACCUAGUAAUACGUUGGGACUGAUUUUUUAUCAUGUGGAUCUGUGGAAUGAAUCGCUUAGCAAAUGCCGUCUCGGCAGUCAGCAUGCUAAUUGACAUUUUUCGAAUUUUUUAUUUUAUUGUAGGCCGGACGCGCAAAGUAAACCAGACAGAAUUGAAUUUACGAAUGAGGAACUGGUCCCUAAGUUUAUUUCCUUGAGGUGUUGUCUAAGCAGAAGCACACAUCCUUAAUCUCGCUGAGGUCAACCAACCCGACCUCGACUACUUAAGUUUUCGUAAUUUUCGCAAAUUCAUUUGAUCUGCGGUACCAAUGACUGCAGACGUCUAAGUCCUGUCUUAUAUUUGCACGGUAAUGUAGUGUCCUUACUCCCAGCGCUUGACCCAACACUAUGCCUCUCGCAAAUGUCUGCAUGUGUGGUCCGUGCCUGUAUGGCAUUCGUCCACCGGCUUUCUAACUGACCAAUCAGACUCAAAACCUUGCCCGGACUUGCCUGCCUUAAGACGCUUUGACGCAUACCCUGACACAGACUAGGGACACCACUCACGAGACGCUGGGCGUUGCUCCAUCAGACUGCUCUCCAAAUCAUUUUCUAGUUUUUUUGCACAGAUUAGCAAUCCUCCCAACUGGUCUCCAUCUAGUCGUUCGAUUCGGGGUCGGACCUGAACCUCCUGCAAAUAAUCUGCUCUUUUUACUUAUGUUGUUAAUUUUAUCGAAACUCUUUUUGAAGCUUCACGGUGGAUUUUUCUAACAAAAGUGUUUAGGCAACCUGCACUAUUGUCAGAAGUGAAUGAUUUCGCACAUUUCAGUAGGCUCCAUGGUUGCUUUGCAUGCCUUUUUAAAAAGACCGCUGUGACUUGCGGUGUCGGAUGGGUGUGGUUGGUGUGAAUUCGACGUUGAACGCAGGUUUUCGGGCCUCUACAGACAAACCGCAAAUAUUCCUUCACCCUCAAUUUCAAGAGCAUUGCGGACCUGUGCAGGAUUUAAGCGAUCGGCUUUAAGUAGGAGAUCAGAGGAUAUGGAAUAUUGACAUAUUGUCUGAUGAAUGUACAAACCAAUUCAAUUGAAAUGCCAAAAGCGAAUAACCGGUCAUCUGAAAAAACACAACUGAUGUAAUAAAAACAUAAAUUAGAACGGCGGAAUUGAUUGAAGUCAACUUGCAAAAUUUUGCCGGCGUUGAUAUGACGUCAAAGACUGACAACGGGGAAAAUUCAAAUUACAAUCAAGGCUCUAAACACGUCAAAUAGAAUGAGCAACGUGCAAGCUGUCAGUUUAAUCCCAUCUCGGUCAUGCGCUCCGUUCCGUUUUUUAUGCGUAUAAUGGAAUCCAUAAAUUCUUUCCGAGUAAAUCGAAGGCCUUCAAAAGAUUUUAAAAAUAAUUACUAAAGCUGCCACCAGAUUCCUACCAGUGUCGCUCAUAUUUCAUAUUUGUAUCGACAUAUUGGAUUAUACCAUUGGUAGUCAUUGUAAAAAUCAUGAAGAUGAGCUCGGGUUGGUUGACCUCAGCGAGAUUAAGGAUGUGUGCUUCUGCUUCGACAACACCUCAAGGAAAUAAACUUAGGGACCAGUUCCUCAUUCGUAAAUUCAAUUCUGUCUGGUUUACUUUGCGCGUCCGGCCUACAAUAAAUUUAGGAAUUCGAAAAAUCUCAAACAGCAUGCUGACUGCCGAGACGGCAUUUGCUAAGCGAUUCAUUCCACAGAUCCACAUGAUAAAAAAUCAGUCCCAACGUAUUACUAGGUGUUCUUCCCUGUACCGCAUAAUACAUUUGACGUAAGUGUGAGAAGCAUAGAUGGCGUCUUUUGGAUUCCGCCUACGACAAUAAAGUUAAGGCCAGAGCAGCAAGUAGACUGUAAUAAACAACUGCGAUAAUGUGUCUGCAAGGGGAGACGAGUUUUUGUUAAUCUUGACACAGGUUGCUGCAGCCUCUGGAAUUUAUUUAACCUGAUAAAGUUGGCUGACUGUCAAAGCAGGAUUUUCUAAUCCACCCAGAAUCUACCCGAGAUAUGCAUCGAUCAAUUAUUAUUUGCGCGCUGGCGAGAGAUCUGAAUAAUAUAUUUGACACGCAUGUUGAAUUAUAUGCUGCUGCUGCUGCUUUCCUUGGAUUGGGAUUUUCGAGGGCAAGCGCAAAUUUUUUGCACAUUCAAAGCACUUACAUGGCUGGCUUUGGUGUGAAGUCAACUCUGAAAUGCAUAAUAUGCACGCAAAUGCAGCUGCAGCAUUCAGAAACCGCCAACUAUCCCGAUGUGUGUUUAAUGUCCGUUCGGGGUAUUCCAAAAUAUCUGUAUAAUUUUUGCUAUCUUAGCCGAUAUUUCGGAAAUCCUAUUGACUGCGACAGGAUGGCUUAGUUACCUUGCAGCGGAUUUCUAUAUUAAUUUUGUUUCCUCAAUAUACAGUCUUUUGAACAGACGUUUUUCGUCCGUCUCUAAAUUAACCGCUUAGAUAACGUGACGUUUUUCUUUUUAUUUUCGAUAUAACUAUUAACUCAAAGCAUAUCUCAUAGAAAACAUCCAAGAUUAUAUUUAUUUUUUACUCCUUUGUCAGGAAAUCAGAUCGUCUUUAAAUUUUAUACCUGAAGGAAUCGUGCAAUUCGGUUUUAUGAAGGUUUCUAUUUAGCAGACAUCUAAGGGCAGUCGAACGUCCGUUCGUAAAACCCCAUGUCACUACAUUUACUAAUUUUGCUUGUAAAGUUUAAAAUAUUGUUCAAAUUCGCUGAUAGAUUACAUGAACUGCACAUGGUCUCCUCUCAGUACAGCAAAGAAAUGUAUUGUUAUCCGUACACGAAAAAUAUACAACUUGCACUUCUGAAGUCAUGAUUGCGAGCGUAACUGCAGGUCGGAUUUAAACUUAUUCGAGACGUGGAAACGUUUUAUGACUGAAUUAUUCUCUUCGAUAAAGUAUACUAUAGAGCUAGGCGUAAUUUCCUACGAAAGGAAUAAAAGAAUGAGCACAUGUAGAGACGCAGGCGCUCUGUCUUCCGUGACCAACGCCGACCAAACCUCCUGAUGGCUGUGGUGCGGGCAAAACGUACUCGACGUACAAAAAUUUUUCACAGCCUAUGCCCCCCUCCCUCGCCCACUUUACUCAAUGACCACGACACGACGACCACGCCAUAGCACGCCUCGUCAUACGAGUGCGUGCGAACGAUGAUUGGCAUGGGAACGAUGGGUGUUAAUAGUUUCUGAAUCAAGUAUAAGCUCUGUAACUUUGCAUAAUUUAAACUUCUAUGUAACCGUUUUGGCCUGAUGAAGAGUUACCGAAAACACCUGUUUGCCAAAUUGAAUUUCCAUAUAUAUUUUAAUGUACAGAGGCACUCAAAAUUAAUAAGACAAAUACAUACUAUAUAUAUAACCUGAGGAAUAAGUGGCGAGCUAAUAUUGCAUUCGAUAACUUCUCUUUAGGCCGUGCAGGUAUAUGGGAAAUGGAUAAAGUGAUUGAAAAAAUCGAUAAAAGUUUGCUUUAAAAUACAAGUCAAGCAAUAGCGGAAGGCCGCAGAACGUUGUAUGUGUUAAGUCAAUCUUUGACCACAGUAUACGCGGGGCCUGAACGAGGUUCUUCUAGGCGCAUAGGGUCGGUUUUCGUAACCUGAUGGCGGCCGCUUCUGCUGCUGUUGACAGGCGCUGACCCAGUAGCUUAGGGUAGCUCAAGGGGAUCUUAUAAAUCAAAGGAAUUGCUUCAGAGGGAUCCAUACGAUGGCCUGAUUUCAUUGCAUCCUCAAGCAUGGCGUUGUCUAUUCUCGCAGUUUCACCUUUUGCAAGCCAUGCGGGAAGGUGCCCUCGUAUUCUCUUGGAAACGCGCCCACUCGUACGACCAACAUAACCUGCCCCACAAGAGCAAGUGAAUGAGUAGAUGCACAUUGAUGUAGUCUGAGGUGGCAGUCUAUCCUUGCCUUCCUCGCGUAAAAUAGGGUUAGUAGAGAGUGAUAUGCGAACCGUUGCUGCUUGGAAGGUUAUUGAGACAGCUAGAUCAAGGCGCCUUCUCAGUAGUUCACCUGCAUCGUCUCCUUAGAAAGGAGCGUUGAGUAACAAACUGUCUUUUCGGCUGUCAUAGUUGUGGAUUUUGUGAGUCGUUAGUUAAUGUUCUUUACAAUGAACUUGCCUGGAUACCCGUUUUCGCGAAGCAAGUCCUGGAUCUUUCUAAGUUCCUCCUUGGUAUUAGCUGUCAAGCAAAUCAUUCUAGCUUUUUUGUGCAAAACACCUGAUUAGAUUUUGUUCUCGUUGGAGGGGUACGAAAUUAACAAACUCCGUUUAUUGUCCAGACUAUAUUUUCUUCCGAUAGACGCUCCUUUAGAUGCUACCGGCAGGCCUCCUGUUUAGAGCGACAACAAGAAAGGAAGCGAACCGGUUGAAUCCAUCGCCACCGUGAAUGUGAUCGGCGGACGUGCUCGAUUUAUAGCAUUUAAGAGGGCAGCAACGUCGUUCUCUAUGGUGGCAAUUUAAAAGACAUCAUUAACGUAGAGAGUGUCAUGUUUAAGCUUUCCGAUCUAAUCAUUUAGUUUAAAUCUUGCCAGCUUGUCCAUGAAGACGUCGGCUAAGCGAGGUUCAAGAGGUGAGCCCAUAGCAACGUCGUUUAUUUAUUUAUGGAGCUGGUUGUCAAAAUGGAACUGCACAAUUAAUGUGCACCCUAGUAAUAAUUCCUUCAAUGUGUGCGUCGGAUUUCCUAUUUCUUGCUGAUGUUACCAAUAAAUUAGGUGACCGAGACUUUUGUAAAAAGUGAGGCGACGUCUAGCGAGAACAUCAUCAUGCACUUAAGGCUGAGAUCUUUAAUGUCGUCAAUGAAUUAAAAAGUAUCUCGAUAGCUGCGUGUUGCCAGCUGAUGGUGUAUGGGCUUGCGUUUCUCUGUUAUCCACUUCAUUAUCGCAUGAUACGCAAAGUUCCGCAUAUUUAUAAUCGGACCAACUGUUAAGCCUUCCUUAUGGAUCUUAGGUAAACCAUAUAUUCAAAGGAUAUGUGUGCCGACUGGCUAAAUUGUGAUCGAGGUCACGGUCACUUAUGUAACCUUCUGUGUGGAGGCUUCGUAAGUGGUCAGCCAAUUUUGCCUCUGUAUCAUCCGUGCAAUCCUUUUCUUUGUCUUCGUUUCUGAUUUUCUUCUGAUCAGGUAAUAUAGACUGUAUCUUCACUACGUAGUCCGGUCUGUACCCCGUUCCCAUAUAACCGAAAGGAACAUUAGCUUGCCACAUUGGCCUCAGAUUAUAAAUAUGGUAUGUUUUGUCUGGCUUUUUUGUAAUCUGGCCUUCAAUUUGUUGUCGUAGGCGGAAUCCAAAAGAAGCCAUCCAUGACUCUCACACUUACGUCAAAUGUAUUAUGCAGUACUGGGAAAAACACCUAUCAAUACGUGGGGAAUCAUUUUGUAUCAUGAGGAUCUGCUGGAUAAUUGCUUAACUAAUGCUAUCUGGGCGGUCAGCAUGCUAUUUGAGAUUUUUUGAAUUUCUUAUUUUAUUAUAGGCCGGACGCGCAAAUUCAUUCAGAUAG